Aspergillus fijiensis CBS 313.89 is the source of this 465-nucleotide messenger RNA. RefSeq lists its product as uncharacterized. Bases 102 to 380 code for a protein of 92 amino acids. NCBI's taxonomy places the organism in Eukaryota, Fungi, Ascomycota, Eurotiomycetes, Eurotiales, Aspergillaceae. The record is from RefSeq and is a predicted model, not a curated record. The transcript has a single exon.
GGGUCAGCCUGCUUCUGCAGGCACUGCAGGCACGUCUUCCAUGCCAGAUCUAGGUGAUGUCUAGUUCCUGCUGUCGGGUAUAAGCUCACCAGCUACAGCCAAUGGCAGGCGCACUCAUUCAGAUGCAUUCUGUCGAUCGAUCGGUUGUUCCUUUCAACUGGGUAGCCUUGACUGGUGCUCUCGCUUUAUCUUUUUUUUUUUUUUUUCUUUUUUGCUACUUGGGCCACAAUACCCUUGCUCACUUAGACAAUUCAAUGCUCGCCUUCCCAACUGAUCUUAUACCAGCUUACAUCUUGCCGCUCGCGAGCAAGCCUAAAUCUAGCUGCCUACUACAGCGCAAAAUAAUUGGGUCACGAAUCAGUGAUUACGUUACCGUAUAGCCACGAAGGCGUUCCAUAUCCCCGGACAGAUGAGACGAAACCAUUAUUGGAGAUCUCUGUAUUCUCCAAUAGCUUCUCUGGCUAA